AUGUCCUAUGGCUUUCGUAAAUCAGGUGGGCGCUGCUUUCGAAUCGCCCUAACCUGCAAUCCCACGGCAUCUCCGAGUGACAGAAGGAUAGAGCGAAAAUACCACAAGUCACACCAAACUAGUGCCCGUACCACAUUCUGCUGCAAAAUUGUUCGGGAUCUCAGCCUUCCGAUCCGAGCCCAUGGUGCAUGCGUAAACACCAAGGAGGAGCUGGUGGCUGCUUGGGGUGAUAGUCUGCACAACAGCGCUGACGGUCGCGGUUUACGAGAGUUGGGAUCUGCUUUCCUCAAUCCGCUAGGGCUGUUAUUGGACUGGGACUUCCUAAGGUCGCAGUCAGUGACUUGUGUUUGCUUGCCAUUGUGGGCUCCCUGCGUACUCAUGACACUUUUAUGCGUGGCACAUGUCGUUGAAGGUACAUUUUUGCCAUUUAAUCUCACACCAGACCCAGUAUGA
Opisthorchis viverrini is the source of this 453-nucleotide messenger RNA. RefSeq lists its product as hypothetical. The record is from RefSeq and is a predicted model, not a curated record. Lineage: Eukaryota; Metazoa; Platyhelminthes; Trematoda; Opisthorchiida; Opisthorchiidae. Bases 1 to 453 code for a protein of 150 amino acids. The transcript is spliced from 3 exons.